AUGUCACGGCUGCUGAUAAACCCAUCAUUAAGGCCUCUGGUAAACAGCUCGAACAAUGCUGUGGCCAGACCUGCUGUUCACAUGGCUCAGUCACGUACUGUGUACGUUCCACCAGGAGGAAAGUCAGUGUUACCGAAAAGAGCACUUCGAAAACUACUUCCUGGUAAGAUGAGACCCCAUAUUUAUUACAAAUUCGACUGUGUGGUCGAGCUGUCAGAUGGUUCAACUAUCACUCGAAGAUCGCAAUUCCCCAAGGUCGAAUGGAGAUACAUUGCUGAUCAGAGAAACAAUCCUACUUGGAACCCAUCAAAGGCCAAUAUCAAGGCCGUCGAAGCCGAUGCUACUGGUAGAUUAGCCAAGUUCAAGAAGAAGUUCGGCGACUUUGAUUCUCUAGCAAGUGGCACUAGUGCUGAGGCCAAGACUACAAAAGCUCCUGCCAACGAUUCGACAUCCACAUCUGCCGAAAACACAGCCAGCACCUCUUCUUCAUCUGCCGACGACUUCCUCGAUUUACUAUCCGAAAACGUCGUACCCGUCCAAACCGGAGGACGACUAUCAUCGUCCAUCAAAAAGACGAAAAAGAAGAAAUAA
Sugiyamaella lignohabitans is the source of this 591-nucleotide messenger RNA. It is a transcript of the gene MRPL36, whose product is annotated as mitochondrial 54S ribosomal protein YmL36. Gene Ontology annotation, molecular function: structural constituent of ribosome. Bases 1 to 591 code for a protein of 196 amino acids. The transcript has a single exon. Gene Ontology annotation, biological process: mitochondrial translation. Lineage: Eukaryota; Fungi; Ascomycota; Dipodascomycetes; Dipodascales; Trichomonascaceae. Gene Ontology annotation, cellular component: mitochondrial large ribosomal subunit. The record is from RefSeq and is a predicted model, not a curated record.